Messenger RNA from Camelus dromedarius (Arabian camel), 8205 nucleotides. RefSeq names its product ATPase sarcoplasmic/endoplasmic reticulum Ca2+ transporting 2 (gene ATP2A2). Gene Ontology annotation, molecular function: P-type calcium transporter activity involved in regulation of cardiac muscle cell membrane potential; ATP hydrolysis activity; ATP binding. Bases 564 to 3692 code for a protein of 1042 amino acids. Gene Ontology annotation, biological process: intracellular calcium ion homeostasis; regulation of cardiac muscle contraction by calcium ion signaling; calcium ion transmembrane transport. The record is from RefSeq and is a predicted model, not a curated record. The transcript has 20 exons. Gene Ontology annotation, cellular component: membrane. NCBI's taxonomy places the organism in Eukaryota, Metazoa, Chordata, Mammalia, Artiodactyla, Camelidae.
CUAUUAGAGCAGCCGCCGCGGAGCCGUCCCCGACGCCACCUCCUUCGCCGCCGCAGUUUCCUCCGCUGCUGUCGGGGGUGCGGAGCUGAGGGAAGAAGGCGAGCGCGCUGCGCACCACCCCGCCGGCUCGCCUCCCUCGCUCCGUUCCGCUCUCAGGGGUCGGCCGAGCACCCCCUCCUCCAGCCCGGGCGGGCCCGAGAAUCACCUGAAGAGAACGGGGAGGGGGCUCGGGGGCCGCGGCCUGCGCUCCCUGCGGGCGGUUGAGAGUGAAGGAGGCCCUCCCUUCUGACCAAGGGAGGGAGGGUCGGGAGCCCCCCCCUCUCCAGCUGAGCCCGGGGCGGGCGCCGGCGAGGGCCGGGCAGCAAGAGGGGUGGUUGUCUGGGGGAGGGGGCGCGGGGUGAUUCAGCGCCGGGCGAGGCGGAAGCGGCUGGAGGAGGAGAAGGAGGGGGAGAGGCCAGUCCGCUCCUGGGCGCCCGGGGUGGCACAAGCCCGCGGCCCGAGUGCGAGGCGGAGGCGAGGAGGCCGCGGGGACUGGAGGCGAGGCCGGCUGGGCCCCCGCAGCCAUGGAGAACGCGCACACAAAGACGGUGGAGGAGGUGCUGGGCCACUUCGGCGUCAACGAGAGCACAGGACUGAGCCUGGAGCAGGUCAAGAAGCUCAAGGAGAAAUGGGGCUCCAACGAGUUACCGGCUGAAGAAGGAAAAACCUUGCUGGAACUUGUAAUUGAGCAGUUUGAAGAUUUACUAGUUAGAAUUUUAUUGUUGGCAGCAUGUAUAUCUUUUGUUUUGGCUUGGUUUGAAGAAGGUGAAGAAACAAUUACAGCCUUUGUAGAACCUUUUGUAAUUUUACUUAUAUUAGUAGCCAAUGCAAUUGUGGGUGUAUGGCAGGAAAGAAAUGCUGAAAAUGCAAUCGAAGCCCUUAAGGAGUAUGAGCCUGAAAUGGGCAAAGUGUAUCGACAGGACAGAAAGAGUGUACAGCGGAUUAAAGCUAAAGACAUAGUUCCUGGUGAUAUUGUAGAAAUUGCUGUUGGUGACAAAGUUCCUGCUGAUAUAAGAUUAACUUCCAUCAAAUCUACUACCCUAAGAGUCGACCAGUCAAUUCUUACAGGUGAAUCUGUCUCUGUCAUCAAGCACACUGACCCUGUCCCUGACCCACGGGCUGUCAACCAGGAUAAGAAGAACAUGCUCUUUUCUGGUACAAACAUUGCUGCUGGCAAAGCCAUGGGAGUGGUGGUGGCAACUGGAGUUAACACUGAAAUUGGCAAGAUCCGAGAUGAAAUGGUGGCGACGGAGCAGGAGAGAACGCCCCUCCAGCAGAAACUAGAUGAGUUUGGGGAACAGCUUUCCAAAGUCAUCUCCCUUAUUUGCAUUGCAGUCUGGAUCAUAAACAUUGGGCACUUUAACGACCCAGUUCACGGCGGCUCCUGGAUCAGAGGUGCUAUUUACUACUUUAAAAUUGCUGUGGCCCUGGCUGUAGCAGCCAUCCCUGAAGGUCUGCCUGCUGUCAUCACCACCUGCCUGGCUCUCGGGACUCGCAGAAUGGCAAAGAAAAAUGCCAUUGUUCGAAGUCUCCCUUCUGUGGAAACCCUCGGUUGUACUUCUGUUAUCUGCUCAGACAAGACUGGUACGCUUACAACAAACCAGAUGUCAGUCUGUAGGAUGUUCAUUCUGGACAAAGUUGAAGGUGAUACUUGUUCCCUUAAUGAGUUCACCAUAACUGGAUCGACAUAUGCACCUAUUGGAGAAAUACAUAAAGAUGAUAAACUAGUGAAGUGUCAUCAGUAUGAUGGUCUUGUGGAAUUGGCAACAAUCUGUGCUCUCUGUAAUGACUCUGCUUUGGAUUAUAAUGAGGCGAAGGGUGUGUAUGAAAAAGUUGGAGAAGCUACAGAGACUGCUCUCACUUGCCUGGUAGAGAAGAUGAAUGUAUUUGAUACCGAAUUGAAGGGUCUUUCUAAAAUAGAACGAGCCAAUGCCUGCAACUCGGUCAUUAAACAGUUGAUGAAAAAAGAAUUUACUCUAGAGUUUUCACGGGAUAGAAAAUCAAUGUCAGUUUAUUGUACACCAAACAAACCGAGCCGGACAUCCAUGAGCAAGAUGUUUGUGAAGGGUGCUCCUGAAGGCGUCAUCGACAGGUGCACUCACAUCCGCGUCGGGAGUACGAAGAUCCCCAUGACUCCUGGAGUCAAGCAGAAGAUCAUGUCUGUCAUCCGGGAGUGGGGCAGCGGCAGCGACACACUGCGAUGCCUGGCCCUGGCCACUCACGACAACCCCCUGAGAAGAGAAGAAAUGAACCUUGAGGACUCUGCCAACUUUAUUAAAUACGAGACCAACCUGACAUUCGUCGGCUGCGUGGGCAUGCUGGACCCUCCGAGGAUCGAAGUAGCCUCCUCUGUGAAGCUGUGCCGGCAGGCGGGCAUCCGGGUCAUCAUGAUCACAGGCGACAACAAGGGCACCGCCGUGGCCAUCUGCCGCCGCAUCGGCAUCUUUGGGCAGGACGAGGAUGUGACCACGAAGGCUUUCACGGGUCGGGAGUUUGAUGAGCUCAGUCCCUCCGCCCAGAGAGAAGCCUGCUUGAACGCCCGCUGUUUCGCUCGGGUUGAACCUUCCCACAAGUCUAAAAUUGUAGAAUUUCUUCAGUCUUUUGAUGAGAUUACAGCCAUGACUGGGGACGGUGUGAACGAUGCUCCCGCUCUGAAGAAAUCUGAGAUCGGCAUUGCCAUGGGCUCUGGCACCGCGGUGGCUAAAACUGCCUCUGAGAUGGUCCUGGCUGACGACAACUUCUCCACCAUCGUGGCUGCCGUGGAGGAGGGGCGGGCGAUAUACAACAACAUGAAGCAGUUCAUCCGCUACCUCAUCUCGUCCAACGUGGGGGAGGUUGUCUGUAUUUUCCUGACAGCAGCCCUUGGCUUUCCUGAGGCAUUAAUUCCUGUCCAGCUGCUCUGGGUCAAUCUGGUGACAGACGGCCUGCCUGCCACUGCCCUGGGGUUCAACCCUCCUGAUCUGGACAUUAUGAACAAACCACCCCGGAACCCCAAGGAACCGCUGAUCAGCGGGUGGCUCUUUUUCCGCUACCUGGCUAUUGGCUGUUAUGUUGGCGCUGCUACUGUGGGGGCUGCCGCCUGGUGGUUCAUUGCUGCCGAUGGUGGUCCGAGGGUGACCUUCUACCAGCUGAGUCAUUUCCUACAGUGUAAAGACGACAACCCGGACUUCGAAGGAGUGGAUUGUGCAAUCUUUGAAUCCCCGUACCCGAUGACAAUGGCGCUGUCUGUUCUAGUCACCAUAGAGAUGUGUAAUGCCCUCAACAGCUUGUCUGAAAACCAGUCCCUACUGAGGAUGCCCCCUUGGGAGAAUAUCUGGCUCGUGGGCUCCAUCUGCCUGUCCAUGUCGCUCCACUUCCUAAUCCUCUACGUGGAACCCUUGCCACUUAUCUUCCAGAUCACACCGCUGAAUGUGACCCAGUGGCUGAUGGUGCUGAAAAUCUCCUUGCCCGUGAUUCUAAUGGACGAGACCCUCAAAUUUGUGGCCCGCAACUACCUGGAACCUGGUAAAGAGUGUGUGCAGCCUGCUACCAAAUCCUGCUCGUUCUCGGCAUGCACCGAUGGGAUUUCCUGGCCCUUUGUGCUGCUUAUAAUGCCCCUGGUGAUCUGGGUCUAUAGCACAGACACUAACUUUAGUGACAUGUUCUGGUCUUGACUGACAGUUUUACAUAAAGAAGAUGUUUAACUUAAUUAAUUUUUUUAUUGUUUAAAGCAACUGUCUUAUUUCUGCUGAAUUUUCACAUGAACAUAUUGGCUGGUGAAGGAGGUUUCAUAUUCUAGAUUUUGUUUUGCUUUUUCUGACUCCAGUGGGGCAAGAGUUUCCUUUUUUUAUACACAUAAAGUGUCCAUUGACAUGUACAGAGAACUAACACUAUUUUAUGCAAAUAUUUUUUUGUAGAUGAAACAGCAUGUACAGUGUUCUGUUUAAUACUCAUCCUUGUAUAAAAAAAUAGUUGAGCCAGCAGACAUUGGCAGCAAAUUAAUUGGCAGCAGAUUUUAGGAAAUGAAUGUGUUGUUUUUUCUAAAACUAAAUAGCAUGUGUUGUGUCUUUUGCAUGGUCAUCUGGAUUUAAUCUGAGAUCACAGUCUGAUUUUUAUUCGUAAGCCAAUUUUUCUGCACUGAGCAGAGUACUGCUACCUCAGUCAGUAUUUUUUGGUUUGCCACCCCUUCACCCUCUCAGCCCUCGUUCACCCCCACCCCUCACCCCGCUCGGCUGCUUCUCCUGUAGGGUUUUGAUGGUUCUGUUUACAUCAGUCUUAACAAGAGGUAUGCCUGUUCUCGCUUGUGCAGAAAACAUUGUUCCAGAUUCAAUCGACUGGGUUCGUGUCCCCUCACGUAGUUUUUAAGGUUAUUUAUUUAAACGUCUAAUGUAUUUUAUUGUAACAGACAUUGUUUUGCCAAUAUUGCCUAUUUCAGUGGCACUUCACAAUCUAGUUUAAAAAGAAAAAUAAAACCUUUUAAAUGGACAGAGAAAAAUAACUGUCUUGUUUUUAAAUCUUAAGUGACUUAGUUUGGACUAAUAGGUGUGUCCAGCUUUUCUCUUAAGUCCUUAGCUCAGAACUUCAGUUUUACUGUGCUCAAGGGGAAGAAGGGUCCUGUUCUGCUGCAUAUAGGUCGUUGUAGGAAUUUUAUUUUUAAGGCAUAGGCACCACUUGUCAUCUGUGAUACAUUGUAUGCAAGUCUCUGCUGGCCGGUUUUAGCCUGGUGUAGAGGGGCAUAAGGGCAAGUGUGUUUGUGUGUGUGUAUGUGUGUGUGUGUGUGUGUGUGUUUUGUAAAAUCUGUAAAUAGCACAUGACCAAAUGAACAUAUUGUAUAGAACUAUUUUUAUUUGAAUGUGGCACUAACCACCACUGUUACUAUGAUACAUGUUUGUGCAUGUUGGAGAUCAGUCUUACCAACAGUGUGUAAGUCAUUAACAGUCCUAACCGUGGUGUUUUCCUCCAAUGCCUUCCAACAUCCAUCAACUAACGUGAGUAUUCCCUGAAAUUUGGAUGCUUUAGCCUAAAGGUGACUGCCACCAAGUGAGCUGGCUGUGUGACGCUAACAAAUGAGCAUCUUGUGCCAGGUGCCCCGAGAGCAGCGCAUGCAGGAUACGUGGUACCUGUGCAGACGUGGGCCGGGCCGGCUGACCCAAGAGUGCUGUCCUAGACCCCACACACCGCCAUAACAGUGGCACAGCCGGACGGCAGGGGAGGGCCUGGGGGAAGAAAAACUGCUUUAGUCAGACUGACAAGCUGAGGGAGCUGUGCCUUCACAAGUGCUGAGAUGAGGGUUUACAGAAACCUCUUUGUUAGCUGCAAGGGUUUGUCCCAGAAUUUUGCUAAUUCUGGUUCACUAAAAAGCCAAAAGCUAGCGGGGAAGGAGGGAUAGCUCAGUGGUAGAAUGUGUGCACAGGGUCCUGAGUUCAGUCCCCAGUGCCUCCGCUAAGGGGGGCGAGGAGUUUAGAGCCAAAAGCAAGUGAGAGGUGGUAACUACACCAGUGAACUCGUGCAUCCAUUGGUUCAUCUUAAAUAGGCCACCUGUUUUCAACUGGGUCAUAUCCGUGUGGCUGGGACUUAGCUUUUCUCUCAGGGUACAUUACAGCACAGUUAUCAGGUUGUUAGCCAGGGUGAAGGAGGCUAGGCAGUAGCUCCCUCCCCGAGAAGCCUCAGGUCUCCUCAUGAAGGUACUUGGGACCUGGUUUCUGGCCCGGUCAGAAGACAUGAUGUAAAUGCUGGGAGUUUGGGGAAAGGUUAACAGGUUAUUGAGCAGGACGAGGUGCUGCCAAGUUGAGGUCCCAGUGUAAGGGGGUGGAAGUGGCACAUGGAGACUGAGUCUUAAUGCAGAGAGUCCUGGCCUGGCUCUCAGAAGGGGAGGCUGGUUUGCUCGGCAGAGAAUGGAGCGGGUACGUUUUGCUGGUUUUAACAAGGUGUAGAAACAGGUUGAGUGGGUCAAAUGCGAGGAGCAUGUCUUGGCUGCAAACCAGAACAGGCUCUCUGAGCUUGUUGGGUGGGGUGCUGUUCAGUGGAAACCAAACUAACCUAAUAGUCGACUUCUCCUGAGUCAGUUCCUUGAUUUACUGACCUUUACAAAACAAGCUGAAUGGUGUGGGCUGUUGCAGGAGACGUGCACGGCCCUAGAUGGUCCCGGGUGGCUGCUGCCUUGCGGCUUCUCACCUUCAGACCUGUCCGGCCCACAGGGGUGGUUUUGGGCACCCACCUGCCUCAGCCCAGACAGCUGGGAGUGGGGAAGACCACUGCUGCUGCAAGCAGAGUCCCUCUGUCUGGUCUGCUUCAGUCUUUGCCACCGAAAACCUCGUCUGCACUGACACCUCAUCAGCAACCGUGCUGCUGUGGGCACAGCCUUGGCCUCCGUCCUCUAGAGGGUGGAGCUGCCCGGCCCCUCACCAGAUGCCUGCAGGGAGGCCCGCUCUGCCAUGGCCGUUAACGGUGGGGCGGCCGUGCAAGUGCCGUCGGGCAGCUUCUGCCUGCAACGUGCUUCACGUCCUUUCCCCACAAGCAAGUGGGCUAAAGAUCUGUCCUGUCAAAGCGUUCUGUUCUUUGCCACCACAUGCCUGGUCCCACCUCUUUAAUGGAACUCUGCCCUUUACCCAGAAGGUGGCGAUCUUACAUGACCCCUAAACGGAUCCCAUGCCGGCAGCUCGUUCUGCAUCUGCACAAGGCAGGUGACCUGUUGGGCAGGGGCAACUACAGGAGCUCAGACCAGGGCAGCUGCCAGCUCCCUCACAAGCAGCUGCGGCCACAUCACCACCCAGCUGGGCCCUCUGCCCCCGGACAUUGGGUGGGCAGACCUCAGGAAUGUGUGAGGCCACAGCAUUAGCUCAGUGUCUGCCACGCCUGCUUCGUCAGCCUGGAGGCACCAGAUUCUGUCAAAACCACCACCCUGAGAUUACCGGGUUAACCUGGUUUACAAGGGUCAGCUGCCACCUUCUUUCUUGAAAGGGAAUGAUAAUGAGCAGGCCCCCCAGGGAAGGGAGGGGCGGGAGCCCGAGGCUCGGUGCUGAUUACCACGCUCCUCACUCUCCUUACCCUCCGCACUGCUAACCGAGACCUUUCCUUCUCCUGUUACACCUGAAGUGUACCUGGUGGGACUGUCCUGUGAGCCAGGGGUGACUUUGCUCUGGAGCCAAGACGACACGGGGGGGGGGGGGGGUUCUGUGAGCCAGUGCUUCUAGAUGCUACCCUGUGCGGGCAGCGCCUCAGGGACAGUUAAUCCGAAAUGCUGGUCUUGAAAUCUUAAGAGAUCAAACUGAAUAUUCCUUUUUCACCUUUUUCAUCUGUCACUAUUAAUCUUAGUCUUUUAUAGUUAUUCUAACAUUUCCUCCCUGUAUUUCAUAAAGCUGAUUUCCUCUCUCUUUCCUUUUCAGCAAUACUGGAGUAACCGCUUCCUAAACCAUUUUGCAGAAAUAAAAGGGUGUUCGGUUGCGUGCAUGUGCGUUUUUUUAGCAACACAUCUACCAGCCCUCUGCAUGACUGAUGUUGGGGGAAAAAGAAAAUUAGGGAAAAAUCCCCAACUCGUGUGUUAUGUGGAGGAAACGUGUACUACCAAUGGAGUUUUUAGCUUUUAAAUGAAACUAAUUACAAAUGUACAAUUUAGCUUAAUGAAUCAGAAAGCCUCUCCAGAGAAGCUUGGUUUCUUUGCUGCAAGAAAAAUGAGGUUCUGAAACCUUAUCCAAGAACUUAGAAGCCAUCAGCCAAGUCUCCAUAUUUCUCUGCAAAAUGUCAUAACUUAAAUAAAUGUACAAUAUUCAAUUGUAAUGCAUGCCUUCAGUUGUAAGUAGCCAGAUUUCUCUGUGGUGUCAUUGAAAUAUGCUACUUUUUAAUUGGCCCUGUACAGUUUGCUUAUUUAUAAAUAUAUUGAAAACACUACAGGUGUUGAAUGGUUAAAAUGUAGGCUUUCAGUUCAUAACUUAGCUAUUUUUUUGAGUGUGCAAACAGCUAUUUUGCACUGUAUUAAAUGUAACUUAUUUAAUGAAAUCAGAAGCAGUAGACAGAUGAUGGUGCAAUACAAAUUGUCAUGCAUUUAUAUUAAUAAAAUGCUAAAUGUCAAUUUAUCACAACGCAUGUUUGACUUUAGACUGUAAAUAGAGAUCAGUUUAUUUCUGUGCUGGUAACAAGCAUCGCACAGACAUGGUUUCAGGUAAAUAAAUCUAUUCUAUGAUAAGUUCA